Etheostoma cragini (Arkansas darter) is the source of this 2044-nucleotide messenger RNA. RefSeq names its product tRNA methyltransferase 6 (gene trmt6). Gene Ontology annotation, cellular component: tRNA (m1A) methyltransferase complex; nucleus. The transcript is spliced from 12 exons. Gene Ontology annotation, biological process: tRNA methylation. The record is from RefSeq and is a predicted model, not a curated record. Bases 207 to 1610 code for a protein of 467 amino acids. Lineage: Eukaryota; Metazoa; Chordata; Actinopteri; Perciformes; Percidae.
UAGCACGCCAUACAAUCUGCAAUUGUUUAGUCGUCCUGGGAAGCUAGGGAAGUGAAAGCUAGCACGUGGACAUAGGGAUUUGCCGUGUUUUGCUUUUAGUUUAGGGUGUUUUAGUGCCUUUUUGGACAGUGCCUUGGCAACGGCGACUCCGUAUAAGUAUCUGAAAGGGACAGCGGACUGGUGAGGCGGUUUGAAUCUGCUUUGUUAUGGCGGACAAUGUUGACGAGGAUUCUCAGUACCGAAUAAAAGAGGGCGACUACGUUGUGUUGAAACGGGGAGAUAUCUUCAAAGCUGUGCAAAUUCAACUGAAGAAGAAGGUGAUUUUUGAGAAGCAGUGGUUCUUCCUGGAUAAAGCUGUGGGCCAGUUGUACAGCAGCACAUUUGAGAUUGUGUCUGGAGGGAUCCUGCAGCCACUGAAGCCCAAGGACACAGAGAGCCCCACUGAUGCAAAGGAGGCAGGCACAGACAACAGGAACAUUGUAGACGAUGGAAAAUCCCAGAAACUGACCAGGGAUGACAUUGAGACGCUCAAAGAGCAAGGUCUGAAGGGUCAGGAAAUCAUUCAGCGGCUUAUAGAGAGCAGCUCAACAUUCCGAGAUAAGACCGAAUAUGCCCAGGAUAAGUACAUCAAGAAGAAAAAGAAAAAGUAUGAAAAUACUGUGACGAUUCUAAAACCGUCCUGUCGCAUCCUGGCUAUGAUGUACCAUGGCCGGGAACCGGGGAAGAUCUGCCACCUGCGGUAUGACACACUUGCCCAGAUGUUGACUCUGGCAAACAUCCACGCUGGCAGUAAAGUUUUGGUUUUUGAGACUUGUGCUGGCCUCGUGCUGGGAUCUGUCAUGGAAAGAAUGGGGGGCUAUGGCUCAGUGAUCCAAAUGUACCCAGGAGGUGGGCCCGUUCGGGCGGGUGUGGAGAGCUUUGGCUUCCCAGAACAUUUUCACGAUAUGCUGCAUGAGUUUCCCAUCUGCCAUGUCAACGCUCUGCUGGCGGGCACUCUGGACACCACCGCCAAAGAUCCCAGUGCAGAUUCAAAGAAAUCCGACAUGUCUGCAGAAGAGGAGCAAAACCAGCCUAAGGCAGAACCAGAGGAACAGAGCAUGGAGACCAACACUGAGGCUGAUGGUACCCAUGACCACGAGAAAGAUGAGCGGGAGAAACUCAAAGAAGCCAGAGCUCAGGGAAAAAAGGUGAAGCAGGAGGAGAAACGGAAGAAGCUGGCAGCUGCUGCUGCCCUGCUGGAAGGCAGGAAUGCAGACGGGUUGGUCAUAGCCAGUCGGUUUCACCCGUGUCCAGUCCUAAUGGGCCUGCUCAAAUUCCUCUCCCCCUCCAGGCCUUUUGUUGUCUACUCCCAAUACAAAGAGGCUCUAAUUGAGUGCUACACAAAGCUCAAGGACCAUGGCGGUACAGUCAACCUCAGGCUCACAGACACCUGGCUCAGACAUUACCAGGUGUUGCCUAACAGGACACAUCCUGUGCUACUGAUGAGCGGGGGCGGGGGAUACCUCCUCUCAGGAACAACGGUUGCCGCGGACCGCUCCAAACCCGCAGGCUCCCGGCGAGCUGAGGAACCAGCAGCAAAGAGACUGAAACUGACAGACACUGAAGGAUAAACAAAUACAGAAGAAUCCAUCUUUUAAGGGCACGUUACCAAUGGCCUAUAAAGAUUCUCCUCCAGCAUGGACUUCUUUCUGCUGAACUGAUUUGACACAUCUGGAAUAAGGGGGACUAGAGUGUCAGGUUUGCAUUCAACAGAGCACUUUUUCCUGCCAUGUGUUCAGAUCAGAGCAGAUAAAAGUUGAUAUGCUGAGGAGCAAACUAUAAGCCAGUUUAGACAGGGUAAGCUCAGUGUAUUGCGUAAGGAAUUUCUGAAAUUUAAGUUGAGAGUAAGUGACAAUUUGUUUUUGAGUUAAUGCUCUCCAUCUUCUAGGUUAUGAUUUUUUUUAUUGUACCUGCAGAAAGUGCCAUUUGUUAGGAUCUAGUUGCUAAUGCAGCUUCACUGUGGGUUAAAUCUAUCUGCACAGGAUUAAAAAAGCAGUACUAAUCC